This is a messenger RNA of Eleginops maclovinus (Patagonian blennie), 3453 nucleotides long. RefSeq names its product Kruppel like factor 4 (gene klf4). The record is from RefSeq and is a predicted model, not a curated record. Lineage: Eukaryota; Metazoa; Chordata; Actinopteri; Perciformes; Eleginopidae. Gene Ontology annotation, molecular function: DNA-binding transcription factor activity, RNA polymerase II-specific; RNA polymerase II cis-regulatory region sequence-specific DNA binding. The coding region runs from base 555 to 1871 and encodes 438 amino acids. Gene Ontology annotation, biological process: regulation of transcription by RNA polymerase II. The transcript has 5 exons.
CAUGCCUGCAUGUGAUCCUCCUAACUUUAUUAAAUACUCCUCACUGUGAUCCUUAUGUAUGGCAAAUAUGCUCUUCUUCACCUACAUUUUCUCAGGGAUCACAGAAUAAGGAUAGGUGUGGUUGCUAUGAAUAGGCUACAAACAACCCUCCCUCUCCUCCCCGCUCACCCCAGCCUCCCCCACGUGCUCUCUGCCUUGCGCUAAUGUUUUGUAUCCAAGCAACGAGGGCGUGGUCUACCAUCCUGCUCCAGUUUAUUAAGGAUACAUCUACCGUGACUUCCUCAGUUCAGGCCGCCGGUCCCUGCAUGGCAACAGGCGCAAGGGGUUCCCCCGUACGUCGCCUCUCUGUCUUCCCUUACCAAAUAUCUGUUAGUGUUUAUCAAUCUGUGUGUCUGCUUCUCCCCGGCGCGUCCUGCAGCGGCAGCAUGUCCUGGAAUAUAGUAUAACGCGGAGCAGAAACUUUAAACCCGGGAUCUUGAACACAGUGCAGCGAAGAUCCGCCGAGAGGACUCCACACACCGAUUCUCAUUGAUGAGCCUGCAAAUGACGUCGAGAUGGCUUUAGGGGGUAUUCUCCCAUCAAUUUCCACGUUCGCCAUCGCCAGCGGCCCCACUCUAAAGAGCAAAUCUAUAGGAAGUGCCAAUUUAAGAUGGAAGGAGGAGUUGUCCCAUCUUAAGAAACCCAGUGUGCCAACCGGAAGCAGCCGCUCGGACCCAGACCGUCCCACUGCCCCCAGCACAACAAGCCCCAGCAUGUCCAAGAAGGAAGCAGAGCCUGACCUGGACUUGGACUACGACUUUAUUCUUUCUAACUCUAUUCUGCAACAACAACAACAACAACAACAACAGCAGCAGCAGCAGCAACAACAACAGCAGGAGGAGGCUAUGGCAUGCAGCUCUGCACAGACUCUGUCUCCUUCCCCGAGCUCUUACUCCUCAUCUUACCCUCUCCCCUCCCCUCAGGACACUGCCAGUGAUCUCCUUUACACCAUUCCAGACAUCAGCGACGUCUCGCCCUCUGGAGGCUUUGUGGCAGAGCUCAUGAGACCCGAGUUGGACCCGGCAUACCUCCACCCCACCAGCCUCCACGGCAAAUUUGUGGUAAAGACAACAAUGGACAUGGGGGAAUACAGCCAAGGCGUGAAUGUAAGCAAGGCCUGCGUUGCUGCUGUGUCAGACCCAACUCCUCCUCGUGUCUCGCCGUCCUUUGCGUGCCACAGGAUAAAGCAGGAGAACCACAGUGACUGCAUCAUCUCGCAGCCCAUCGACCUGCACCUGGGCCGAGGGAGCCAGCAGCAGCGCCCAUGCCAGUUGGAGCUGCAUUGCUUCCCAGGUGGGGGGAGGUCCAUGACAGGCGGCAGGUUAUCCUCAUCCUCGUCCCUCUCACCGGACCAUCCUCUCAGCCGGGAGCACCAGAUCCUAGGACAUCCCCACACUCAGAUCCCUCUAACUCCCCAGGGAUACCACCAUAGCUCCCCGCAGGGCUACAACUCCUUCCCUCAGCCAUCCUCCCUGCAGUACCAAGAUCCCCUCAUGAUCUCCAGUGGGGAUUGCUUACCGGAGGAACCAAAGCCUAAACGCGGCAGGCGCUCCUGGCCGAGGAAGAGAGUCGCCACACACACUUGUGACUAUGUUGGCUGUGGCAAAACGUACACUAAGAGCUCCCACCUCAAAGCACAUCACCGCACACACACAGGGGAGAAGCCUUACCACUGCGACUGGGAGGGCUGCGGUUGGAAGUUUGCACGUUCGGACGAGCUCACACGCCACUACAGGAAACACACGGGCCACCGGCCGUUUCAGUGUCAGAAAUGUGACCGGGCCUUCUCAAGGUCAGACCACCUCGCUCUACAUAUGAAGAGACACUUAUGAGACUUGCCGAUGAAUGAAGGCUCCAAAGAAAGACACAAACAUGUUAGAAGCAACCCUGACUUACACAAUUUUUUUUAAACCAUAAUUUGCCUUCAAGCCGUUGUCAAGCAACGAGACAAGCUGUGGUGUUCACGGCAUAAACAGAGGGUGUGCAGGUGACUUGAAAAGAACUUCCAGUCGGGGUUGUAAACUUUUAUGAAAGGGACCAAACUGGAAUUUGUCUUAUUUAACCGACAAAACUUGGAGGACCAGGUGCCAACAGCUUUUAACUGGAAAUGUAUUUCUGUCAGGGAAACCAGGAGCAACAGACAAACAUCUCCAGAGGCCUUACACCAGCAACAUGCCAAUAUAGGCUCUGUUAUCAACUACACACUGUUCAAAAUACUGUAUUAAUUAAGAAAUCUAUAUUUAUAUAACCAUUUCACCUGCAAUGCCAUAGAUUUCAGGUACAAUGUUAAUUUAUAGAGAAAGGUGCUCAGUGACUCUGAAGAAGGUUUUUUUUAAUUAAAGAAAGGUACCAAAGAUUAAGGAACAUAUACAAAAGGGUGAACACUAUGAAAAAGUGCCAUAUGGUUGUUUGUGUGUUUCUCAGAAACCUCUCUUCCACAAUCUGACUCCAAUCAGGUGAACACUUCACUUUUAAAUGGUGAUGGCAAUCUUCAAUGCACUGCAGUUGCAAAGUGCAAUAAUUUAUGUGAGACAUUCAUAUUUUUGUAUUGAAUGAGUAACUCUGAACAAAAAGAUUUUUGUUUAUAGCCAAAAUAUGUAAUAUAAUCUUGAAUUUUGUACAUUUGUAAAUAGAAAUGCUUUGUUAAUGUUUUGUAUUUUACACUAUAUUAAAAUAAAAUGUAUUUGAAAUAAGAAAAUGAUAAUGACCUUUAUACUAUUCAAGCGAAAAGACAUCCUGUAUUUCCCUGGUAGUGUAACCGAGAAGCAGAUUUAAAUGGCAGCUCACACACAAUAUGACAAUGAUACAACAUGAUAAUAGCGGUAUCGCCACAGGCAAACUAUCACAAUGUUGCCGUUAAAAAGAUUUAAAAAACCUCUCCUACAAUGUCCUAUUUCCAUGGGGUUCUCUUUUCACCUGUCAAUGGGAAGAAUAGGGAGGACAACCGAGUUACUGGCUGACAUUCAGAGAUGACACCAAAUCUGCUGAAGCUCUCAGGUGCACAACAUGAAAAACCUCAAAGAUGCAGCAGAGAGAUCGUGUUUGGAAAUGAUUCAGCAUCAUGUAAUCUAUCCAGCUAUAUGCUUUGUUUCCACAACAUUUUAAAUGAUAAUAUUUAAGAUUGUUGCAUAGUGCUUUACCGAUGCUAAUAGUUUGGUUUUUUCUCCCCACAUGGUUCUUAACAGAAAAUAUUGGUCAUGAUUUGGUAAAAACCAAAACAAGACAAGCUUCUUUUUGAUGCGUAACUAAACUUUUCUAAUUAUUUUAAAUAUGAUCUAAAGUGCUGAUGUGGAAUAAACAGUUAUUUAUUUAUUUCCGAAAUUAAAGUCUUAAAGUUAAUUCAUACACAGCUUAAACAUAUAUAUAAUGUAUUAGUAGUAGUGACAAAUGCAUUAAAAAAAAUCAACCAAUGUA